GGACAAGUUCCGGCGCGGCUGCAGGAUGCCUCAAAGCGUGGCAGUUUUUAUAUCGAGAGAGCAUUCGGCGACCACUUUCCAAGCACUUACACUAUCAAGAGCUUUUCAGCUGUACAUUGCUUCUAUAGGCAGAGAUAUACUUCUUUUUCGAUAAAAGUACAAAAUAAUUUCUUCAAAUGGCUGUCAACCACGGUCAUGUGCAUCCACCGGCGCAGCAGAGUGAUGGUUAUGUCAAAAUUGCAUCCUUACAACCACAGAUGAAUUCUAUCAACACUUUUGGGAUUGUUUUGGAAAAUCAUCCUGUUCGACGGCUGGCAAAUGGUGGCUUAGUCGUAAGCAUGCGUAUCGCCGACCCUUCAGGAUCUAUCAUUUUCAGUAUCAUGAAUGCUGAGAUACAGGAUCUCUUCGAACCGGGCGAUAUAGUAAAGAUCAAAAAUGGAUUCACUAACAUAUACAGAGGAAUGCUGAAUUUGUCCUGCGGAAGGCAAGGCGAGUUUAUGAAAUCUGGCGACUUCAUGCUGGUUUACUCUGAGACGCCUAACAUGAGUGAGUUCAACAGCGAGUAUGCAGCCUUGGAACGAGCUCGAAAACCGUCGCCACCUCCAGAGGGAGAGAAUUCAAGUCAGUCCAACAAUGUAGCUGCCGAUCCGCGCCGUACACAAGGAGUUCGAGCAGGAGCUCCCUCUCACAAGCGGCCACCCCCUGCGCAUCAGUCAGGUCCUCCUCACAAACGGGUGGAUCAGGGAGGACACUAUCGCGGAAGACCAUGACAAUGCUAAAAGAGGAAGGAGAGAAAAGAGAAGGGAUGUUGUUCAGAAUUUAUUUCUGUACUUGAUUGUGCGAAAGCAAUUUAGUGGCUGUGACAGUAUACUUGGUUUUUCUGUAGGUGCGUAUUUCAGCAUAUGUGGACGGGUCCUAUUAAUCAUCAG
Molecule: messenger RNA, 929 nt
Organism: Cylicocyclus nassatus
Lineage: Eukaryota; Metazoa; Nematoda; Chromadorea; Rhabditida; Strongylidae
Source: the annotation of a GenBank genome assembly